AGAAAAGGACCAAAUCCAAAUGGCCAACAAGAUAAACGGAUAAAACAGCAUAAUUAGAAAGCAAAGGCACCGACUAACUUGCCCAAUCAAUUUGCUUCAAAUCACCGGUCCCCAAAUAUCAUCAUUUCCUGCGUCUGACGGUUCCAGAAGUCGGAGAGGAGCUCUUCCAAAAGCCAUUUCAACAAAACCUCUCCUCAACUCUCCUUUUGUUCAUCGAAGAUUUCAAUCCGGUUCCCUCUCCCAAUCAACUUCCAGCGCUCGUUCAACAUAUACCGGAACCUUGCGCACCAGCCGGCGGCCGCUACAACCCACCCCUCACAGCCUCUUUCCGUCGCUCAACUCAGCCCUUGCAAUCGGUAGUCAGUGGCGCAACUCGCAAGCAGUGCAAUCGGUAGUCAGUUGCGCAGCUCGCAAGCAGCAAGCUCGUCGCCGCCGUCUCACACCCUGAGGUUUCUGCAAAUUUAUUAAUAGGUUCAUUUGAAAUCUGUUGCUUGUUUAAAUUUCAUAAUACAGAUCGUUGAAUAUAUUCUGCUGGAAAAAUGCACCCUCCUCUGACUUUACACAGGCAUCCAAUGUGUGCUGAAAUCAUCGAGGAGUUCCAAAAGUGUCAUUUAGAGCAUCCAAUAGCUAAAUUCUUCGGUGAAUGUACAGAAUUAAAGAUAAAGCUCGAUCGCUGUUUCCGACAGGAAAAAGCUUUGAAGAGGAAGGCCAAUUUUGAACAGAGUAAGAAACUGAAAGAAAGACUUCAGGCGUUAAGGAAGGAAACUGCUGAAAGCGAUUCAUGAAUCUGUUUUACAAUGCUCUGGUUGGUUGGGCCACAGGAAGCGGCUUGAUUCAUCUCUUCAAGAUUUGGAAGAGAAACAACACAGCAAGAGAGAAGCGAUAUUGAAGGUGUAGCAGAGGAUUCAAUCUCUUCAAGCUGGAAAAGCCAAGGCUUAGCACUUCUUCAAGUGGAAUGUUAUUUAAUGUUGCAUUCCAUGGUCGUUUAUCUUAGUCGGGAUUUGAAUUUGGUGUUAUUGAAACAGGGUUUUGUAGCUACCUUGUGUACUAGCUUCUUUAACAAUUAUUAGAUGUUUUGUAGCUUCUUUUAUUUUAAUUGGCCGAUUUAAUAUAAAUCAGAUAAGCUUUGAGGUUGA
This is a messenger RNA of Gossypium arboreum, 1136 nucleotides long. RefSeq lists its product as uncharacterized. Bases 540 to 785 code for a protein of 81 amino acids. The transcript has 6 exons. NCBI's taxonomy places the organism in Eukaryota, Viridiplantae, Streptophyta, Magnoliopsida, Malvales, Malvaceae. Gene Ontology annotation, cellular component: mitochondrion. The record is from RefSeq and is a predicted model, not a curated record.